AUGGCCAACACCACAGGGCUGAACGCCACAGAAAUCGCAGGUUCGGUGGGUUUGAUCCUGGCGGUUCUCGUGGAGGUGGGGGCACUGCUGGGCAACGGUGCGCUGCUGGUCGUGGUGCUGCGCACUCCAGGACUACAAGACGCGCUCUACCUGGUGCACCUGUGCAUCGUGGACCUGCUGGCAGCCGCUUCCAUCAUGCCGCUCGGCCUGCUGGCCGCACCACCGCCCGGGCUGGGCCACGUGCGCCUGGGGCCUGAGCCGUGCCGCGCAGCGCGCUUCCUCUCCGCAGCGCUGCUGCCUGCCUGCACGCUCGGUGUGGCCGCGCUCGGCCUAGCGCGCUACCGCUUCAUAGUGCACCCGCUGCGGCCAGGCGUGUGGCCGCCGCCGGGGCUUGUCCUUACCGCCGUGUGGGCGGUAGCCGGGCUCCUGGGGGCGCUCUCCCUCCUCGGGCCGCCUCCCGCACCGCCCCCUGCCCCAGCUCGCUGCUCGGUCCUGGUCGGUGGCCUCGGGCCCUUCCGGCCGCUCUGGGCGCUGCUGGCCUUCGCGCUGCCAGCGCUCCUGCUGCUUGGCGCCUACAGCAGCAUCUUUCUGGUGGCCCGCCGCGCAGCCCUGAGGCCCCCGAGACCCGCGCGCGUGUCCCGGCUGCGCUCUGACUCUCUGGACAGCCGCCUCUCCUUCUUGCCACCCCUCCGGCCUCGCCUGCCUGGGGGCAAGGCGGCCCUAGCCCCGGCGUUGGCCGUGGGCCAAUUUGCAGCCUGCUGGCUGCCUUAUGGUUGCGCGUGCCUGGCGCCUGCGGCGCGGGCCGCAGAGGCUGAGGCGGCUGUCACCUGGGUAGCGUACUCGGCCUUCGCGGCACACCCCUUUCUGUAUGGCCUGCUGCAGCGCCCCAUCCGUUUGACUCUGGGUCGCCUCACCCGCUGUGCGUUGCCCCGGACCCCUGGAACCUGCACUUUGCACGCCUGGGAACCGCGGGCACUCUUGCAACGUCUCCAGGGAGCCCCACAGGGCCCUGCCCUAGGCCCUUCUGAGGCACCAGAUCCUGCCAGGGAAUUGGCAGGAGGACAGAGUCCAAGCAUGCCAGAGGCCACCUGA
Molecule: messenger RNA, 1092 nt
Organism: Marmota flaviventris (yellow-bellied marmot)
Lineage: Eukaryota; Metazoa; Chordata; Mammalia; Rodentia; Sciuridae
Gene: Gpr62
Product: G protein-coupled receptor 62
Biological process (GO): G protein-coupled receptor signaling pathway
Cellular component (GO): endosome; signaling receptor complex; plasma membrane
Molecular function (GO): G protein-coupled receptor activity
Source: RefSeq, a predicted model, not a curated record